AGUACAACCUAUUAAUAAAAAUAAACAACAACAAGAUGGCAACCAGCGCAUAUGAAUUAUCAAAGACUUAUCGUUAUCGCAAAGUGAUGAAGCCGCUAUUGGAGCGUAAACGUCGUGCGCGCAUCAAUCAAUGCCUUGACGAGCUCAAAGAUCUGAUGGCCGAAUGUGUGCAACAACAAAGUGGUGAUCCGGAGGUGAAAUUGGAGAAGGCCGACAUUCUCGAAUUGACUGUUGAACAUUUGCGCAAAAUGCGUCAGCAACAAACCACAGCCAAGCGCAGCGAUGAAGGCGCACGUCAGAGUUUCCGUUCCGGCUACAUUAAGGCGGCACAUGAAAUCUCGCGUUGUCUCGCCACACUGCCGAAUGUGGAUGUCCAGUUGGGCACACAGCUGAUGACACAACUCGGUUUACGUUUGAAUCAAUUGGAGUCACAGCAUCAGGAGGUGCGCACCGCUGUCAAUCAGCCGUUGAGCGUCAAUUGCGGUCCAGCUACACCCACUUCCAGCGCCGCCUCCAGCAUGUACAGUCCGGUUUCCAGCGGUUAUGCUAGUGACAAUGAGUCGACUGCCUCCAGCCAAACGGCAGCCAGCAGCAGCGGUCUGUUGCAAGUCUCCGCAACAAGUGUCUGGCGUCCUUGGUAGUCAGGCAGUGGCGGCCAGCAGACGUAUAGCCAGUGACUGAGCUCGAGCAUGGACUUAAUUAAGCAAACGACGGUCUCAUUUAGUUUAAGUGCAAAUUGUUUUUUAAUUUUAAUGACAUAAUUUUUUAAUGUAAACUGUUAUUAGCGAAUUAACUUUGUAAGAAACUUGUGUAGUUUUGUGAAC
Messenger RNA from Bactrocera tryoni, 824 nucleotides. It is a transcript of the gene E(spl)m7-HLH, whose product is annotated as enhancer of split m7 protein. The transcript has a single exon. Gene Ontology annotation, molecular function: protein dimerization activity; RNA polymerase II cis-regulatory region sequence-specific DNA binding; DNA-binding transcription factor activity, RNA polymerase II-specific. Gene Ontology annotation, biological process: regulation of transcription by RNA polymerase II; regulation of neurogenesis; anterior/posterior pattern specification. The record is from RefSeq and is a predicted model, not a curated record. NCBI's taxonomy places the organism in Eukaryota, Metazoa, Arthropoda, Insecta, Diptera, Tephritidae. The coding region runs from base 36 to 641 and encodes 201 amino acids. Gene Ontology annotation, cellular component: nucleus.